This is a messenger RNA of Rhinocladiella mackenziei CBS 650.93, 1170 nucleotides long. RefSeq lists its product as uncharacterized. Lineage: Eukaryota; Fungi; Ascomycota; Eurotiomycetes; Chaetothyriales; Herpotrichiellaceae. Gene Ontology annotation, biological process: proton transmembrane transport. The coding region runs from base 1 to 1170 and encodes 389 amino acids. Gene Ontology annotation, cellular component: vacuolar proton-transporting V-type ATPase, V1 domain. Gene Ontology annotation, molecular function: proton-transporting ATPase activity, rotational mechanism. The transcript has 4 exons. The record is from RefSeq and is a predicted model, not a curated record.
AUGACCUCCAAAUACAUUGCCGUCUCCGUCCCCUCGUCAGUCACCCCGUCCGGACACAAAGAAGAUGCGAUUUCCUCGUUAGAAAAAGCGGUGAAUCCAUCCAAUGGCGAAGUCAUACCAUUUUCCGUCCCUGAAUUCAAAAUUGGCACUCUCGAUGCUCUCCUGCAACAGUCGGACGACCUGGCCAAACUCGAAGGUCUAUGCAAUGCUGUCGUGAGCAAGGUUGGAGAUACGCUGAAGAAUAUCCUGGAUGGAGACGAAGAGAAGAUUGCCAUGCAUAAAAAUGUCAAUGAUAAACCUCUGGAACAGUACUUACGAAGUUUCUCUUGGAACAAAGUCAAAUAUCGAGCUGAUAGGCCCCUGGCGGAGCUGAUUGAUCUUUUACAAAAGGAAGCAAACUCAAUCGACAACGACGUUCGAUCCAAAUACAACCAAUACAACUCGAUACGCACAAACCUGCAGACCCUCGUGCGAAAACAAACGGGAAACCUCUCUACCAAGUCCUUACUCAGCGUCGUCUCGCCUGGGGUGCUCGUCACAGACUCCGAACACCUCGAAACACACCUGGUCGCGGUCCCCAACUCCAGCGUGAAAGAAUUCAUGCGCUCCUACGAAACACUCGCGCCCAUGGUCGUCCCGCGCUCCGCGUAUUUCGUCGCCAAUGAUGACGAAUAUAGUCUGUACGCCGUGACAACGUUCAAGAAACACAGUCACGAGUUCGUCCAUAAGGCCCGCGAGAAGAAAUGGGUGCCGCGCGACUACAAGUUCAAGGAAGGCGGAAAGGAAGAGGAAGAAAGAGAAAUCAAGCGCGUCGAGGCCGAGGAGAAAAGGGUGUGGGGCGAGACGUUACGAUUAGGAAGAACGGGCUGGAGUGAAGGUGUCAUGUGCCUUGUGCAUGUCGUUGUAUUGAGGGUCUUUGUCGAGACGGUCCUCAGAUAUGGGUUGCCGUUGGACUUUGUGGCUGUAUUGAUCAAGACCGAUUCCAAACGCGAAAAGAAAGCUCGACAAGGUCUCGAUACGGAAUACGCAUAUCUUGCAGGCAACGCGUUCGGGAAAGACAGCAAAGGGAGGCCGAAGAAGGAUGACGGCGUCAGUUCAGCGGACAUGAUAGCUGGUGGCGAACAGGGGGAGUACUCGGCCUAUGUCUGUUAUGAUAUCGAUGUCGAUUGA